UUUGCGGUGCCGGUAGUGGCGGCCCCUGCCCGGGGCGAGCGGCGGCUCUGGAGCGGGGGGCCCCGGGCGGGCCCGCGGCUCGGCAGGCUGUCGCAGGCCUCGGCGCCCGGGGGGCAGCGGGCCGGGGCCGAGGCGGCCCCGGCGGCCCCGCCGGAGCUCGGGCCGCUGCUGUCGGAGGGGGCGAGCGGCGAGGCCCGGGCCGCGGCGGUGCGGGGCCUGCGGGCCCGGCUGGAGGCGGCCGGGAGCCGCUGGCUCUGCGAGGGGCUGAGCCCCGCGGCGCUGGGCGCGCUGGCGGCGGCGCUGGGCGGCCACGCGGCGCCCCGGGCGCAGGAGCAGGACGCCGGGGCGCUGCCCGAGCGGGCGGCGGAGGCGGGCGCCGCGCUGCUGCUGCUCCUGGCCGGGCUGGACGCGGCGCGGGCGCCGGGGGCUCCGGGGGGCCCGGCGGCGGGGCCGCUCCUGCGCAGCCUGCUGGGGCCCGCGUACGUGUUCGCGGCCACGCACGCUGCCGAGAGGCCCUGGACGAGCCCGGGGUCGCAGCGGGUGGCGCGGGAGCUGCUGGCGGGGCUGCUCCGGGCCACGGGCUGCGGGUCGGUGGCUGAGUUCCUCCGCGGGAAGGACGACGAGGAGGAAGGAGGGUUUGCUGCAGUGAUGGCGCUCCUGAAGCAGGAGCUGACCAAGGACACGUGGAAGCUCAACCCUGCCACAAAGCACGUGUUCUCCGGGACGCUGCUUCACGUCACCCGGCCCUGGCUUAGCCGUCACCUGGAGAGCGUUCUCCCGCCGUCGUUGCUCAUCUCGGACGACUAUCAGGAGGAAAAUAAAAUCCUGGGUGUGCGCUGCCUGCAUCAUAUCGUUCUCAAUGUGCCGGCUGCUGAUCUGUGCCAGUUCAACAGAGCUCACGUUGUGUACCACGCCCUCUACAACCACCUCUAUUCGCGUGAGGCCCCUCUCGUUGAGGCGGUACUGCUCUGCCUGCUGGACUUGCUGCCGGUGCUGGAGAGAGCCCGGCGGCACCAGAAGGAGACCCGGCCCACCGCCCCCUGCGAUGAGGUCUUGCAGCUGGUUCUCACGCACAUGGAGGCGGAGCAUCGCCUUGCGCUGCGGCGGGCGUACGCCAGGGCCCUGCCGGCCUUUGUGCAGAGACUGGGCAUCCAGAUAGCCCGGCACCUGAAGAGGCUGGAGCGGGUUGUCCUGGGGUAUCUGGAGGUCUGCGAUGGCCCCGAGGAGGAAGCUCGGCUGGGAAUACUGGAGACGCUGCGGUGCACCGUUCAGCAUGCCUGGCCCAGAAUGCCGUGCAGGCUCCCCGUGCUCCUCAAGGCCCUGCUGAAGCUGAUCUGGGACGUACACACUGACCAAGGCUCAACGCCAGAGCCGGUGAAAGCAGCCUUGCUGCAGGCAGCCACCGAAUGCCUCAUCCUGCUGGAUCGGUGCUCUGAGGGGCAGGUGAAGGUCCUCCUGGAAGGAGUGUACAGCAGCUGUGAGGAAGGCCGUGUACGGGACUGCAUCAGGAAAGUGCAAGAGAACACGUGAGGCACGGCUGAGCCACUGUUCCCCCUGCUUUUUGUACAAUAAAAUAUUUUUUUUAUUUAAAGCUA
Messenger RNA from Dromaius novaehollandiae (emu), 1595 nucleotides. It is a transcript of the gene TTI2, whose product is annotated as TELO2 interacting protein 2. The annotation marks the transcript as partial. The transcript is spliced from 7 exons. Gene Ontology annotation, cellular component: TTT Hsp90 cochaperone complex; nucleus; cytosol. Lineage: Eukaryota; Metazoa; Chordata; Aves; Casuariiformes; Dromaiidae. The record is from RefSeq and is a predicted model, not a curated record.